Molecule: messenger RNA, 831 nt
Organism: Colletotrichum acutatum
Lineage: Eukaryota; Fungi; Ascomycota; Sordariomycetes; Glomerellales; Glomerellaceae
Product: capsule polysaccharide biosynthesis protein
Exons: 3
Coding region: 1-831 (276 amino acids)
Source: RefSeq, a predicted model, not a curated record
AUGACAGAUGUGCUGGGGGCUGCUAAGCCGUGCCUUCGUCGGAUCCUCGAGCAGGUGGUGCAAUCUGUCGCCUCGAACAAAGCCCAGACAGCAUGGGGAGUCGUCACGGCUGCACUGCUGUAUCUGAAUCUGAAGAGGAUCCCGUUUGUUUGGCAUUUUCGUGUGUUCAGCCACAUUUGGUGGCCCAAGAAUGGACUCUUUGAGCGCAAACCCGGCGCUAUCUUUCAGCCGGUGGUCACACCUUCUCGCGUUGCUCUGUUAGAGACCGACUACAACUUGCACAAGUCAAACAGCACCUACUUCUCUGACCUUGAUGUUGCAAGGACGGACCUUCUCGCCGCCCUGAGAGCUCAAGCAAUCCAUGGCGGUCUGUACAAGGAGUACAAGAAAGGUGUUCAGGUUCUGCUCGCAGGCACCUCAUGCACCUUCAAGAAGGAAAUCAAGCCUGGUGCUGCCUUUGACAUGCAAAGCAGAGUCCUUACCUGGGAUAAGAAGUGGCUGUACAUUGUGACCCAUUUUGUCGAGAAGCGGAAGGAGGGCAACAAAAUUGCUCAGACAUCGCCUCUCAUCUACGCGACAGCAAUCUCGAAAUGCGUUGUCAAAGCCGGCCGUCUCACUGUGCCACCACAGAAGUUCUUCCAGGCGGCAGGUGUUCUUUCGUCGGGAGACCAACCUGAAGGCUCCAUUGCAGACGUCACACCAGAGGCAAAUGACUCCGGAGAGUGGACUUGGGCAAAGGUUGAGGAAGAGCGUCUCGAAGCAUUGAAAAUCGCUGAUGGUUUUGCUGGUGGUUUGGAUGCAGCGCAUGAGAAAGCCAAUCUGUUGUUUUGA